Messenger RNA from Acaulospora colombiana, 1983 nucleotides. The record is from the annotation of a GenBank genome assembly. NCBI's taxonomy places the organism in Eukaryota, Fungi, Glomeromycota, Glomeromycetes, Diversisporales, Acaulosporaceae.
AUGGAAAUAUCUAAUAUAUGCAUCGGCGAAUUUCCGUUAUUGUUUUCCUCUGCUGGCAUAUGCAAAGAUUCUUCAGGGAAAUUUAAUAAAUUCUCGGAACUACUUCGCUUACUUAACGAGGAAGCAAACGAGGUACAGGAGGAGAUCGAUGGUGCCAACAUUGAAAUAAAACGGUGGUUGGAAAGGGAUCUUUCGGCCGAAUCCGUAAACUAUUAUUCGAAGGGAAUAACUGAGUUAUACCCCACUGAAACUUCUCCCGAGUGUCAAGGAUUUGAUAUCACUUACCGAGAAAGAUAUUUCAUCGGACGUCAAUUUGUUUCCGGGCGCAAAAAAUGCCACGAAAAAAUGCAGGAAUGUUUAGAAAUGUGCGAUGAAUCCAAUCGUUCGCUGAGAAAUUCUGUCACGAAAACAGGCAACGUUAUAAAACUCGCUAAAAAUUUGCUCGUCAAAUUUAAUUCAUUGGCCGAGAAAAACGACGAUAAUUUGGAAUCAACUGCCAACAGAGUCAUACGAGCGCAAACGGUUAAUAUUCUCAACAGUAUCAAUGACCGAUUAGAGAAAUACCGGGAAGAUAUCAACGCAAAUAGGAAGAAGAUCACCGCAUGUCGCGAGUUGCUCGAUGCGACUGAAGUACAAUUUAAUAGGAUAAGAUUGGGGAGGGCUCCAGCUUAUGGAGAACAAGUACAAAACUGCGAUCUAUGCGGAAAACCAUACGUUUAUAUAAAAUGGUGCAAGUCGUGUGAUCGUAACCGAUUUAGAGGGCAGUUUUCGAAAUGGACCAGUGGUGAGGAUAUCAUUGACAAGUUUAUACGCGAAACGCAAACUUCUAUCAAUCACCCGAAUUGCUAUGCCGAAUGGAUUCCCUAUGAACAGUUUACAAAUAUCCAAUUUAUUGGAAAAGGUGGAUUCGCAACUGUUUAUUCGGCAACGUGGGUUAAUGGACUGGGCAUUUGGGAUUAUGCUCUUGGAAAAAGAGUCCGACACCCAAACACACCCGUAGUUCUGAAGUAUCUAGCCGGUUCACAGCAACGCAUAGACACCAAUUUUUUUAAAGAAAUUACCGCAUAUAUGAAAAUUUUAUCUAGCAGAGUUCUUCACUGCUACGGUAUUUCUAGAGAUCCUGAGACCAAAGACUAUAUCAUGAUAUUGCCUUAUGCUCACGGAGGCAAUUUGUUGGAUUACUUGAAAAAAAGGUGGACGAAGCUGAAAUGGAAAAACAAGUUGGAUAUCCUCCGACACAUGACCUAUGGAAUAGUUGACAUCCAUAUGCCAUUUUCCGAUCGCAAAUGUGAUGUUGAGCUUGGAAUCGACAUAUGCGAAGGCGUGCGCCCAGAAAUUGUUAGGAACACGCCGCCGGUAUAUGCAGAAUUGAUGCAGAGAUGUUGGAGUGGUGAUAAGGAUGCACGACCCACUUCCGAGGAAAUAUAUGAUAAAGUUAAGAGAUGGCUUUCAGAAAUGGAGGAUCUGUCAUCGGAAAUUGCAAAACAGUUUGUAGAUAAUUCUACAGUUCCAGACGAUGAUAUUGUCAUUAACGGAGAUUCCAAGUGUACAAGUCGAAAUCUUAGUGGUAUCACCAAAAGUUUGAAAAGUUAUUACGAACAGAAAGCCCGUGAAUCAACAGAAGAUUUUAAUGACACCUUUGAUUCAUUGAACUCUUUUGACUCAAGUUCGGCAGACUCACAUUCAGCAGACUCACAUUCAGCAGACUCGAAAUCAGCAGACUCGAAAUCAGCAGACUCACGUUCAACAGACGCAGAGGAGUCGCAAUCAAGUUUAGGAGACUUUGAAGUUGACAUUGGGAAUAGAGAAAAAAAGAACAUCGAUUACUUUGAUGAACUCGGGGGCGAUAACGAUGAUGACGCGUCUAAUAGUGAUGAUAUUUGGAAUAGCGUUCAAGAGCGUGAUUUUAUUUCCUGGCUGACCAAAUUUAACAUUCUCGGAGAUUACUCUAAAUCAGAUAUAGGAGUACUUUUUAAAGGCUAA